AUGGCCGGGGCCGCGACGGCCGAGCCGGGCCGCGAGCCUCCCGCCGCGCCCGCGCCCGCGCCCGGGCCGGGCACCGAGGGGCUGCCGCGCGCCUUCCUGCAGAGCCUGCGCACGCUCUUCGACAUCCUGGACGACCGGCGGCGCGGCUGCGUGCAUCUGCGGGAGAUCGAGUCCCGCUGGCAGGGCGCCGACGCGCGCGAGCUGCCCCGAGGCGUUCUCGAGGGCCUGCGCCAGGUGGCCCCGGCCAGCGGCUACCUGACCUUCGAGCGCUUCGUGGCCGGCCUGCGCGCCUCGCUGCUGAGCGCUGACGGUGGCCCGCGGGGCCCCGUGCGCGCCCCGGCCCGGCCGCCGCCGCCGCCGCAGCGUCUGGCUUUCGCUCCGGCCGACGAGCCGCGCACCGUGCUGGAAAGGAAGCCCCUGCCCCAGGGCCCGCGGAGCCCCGAGCGGCCGUGCGGCCCGGCGGAGGCGGCGCCCUGCCCCGCGGAGCCGGAGCGGCCCCAGGGCGCGGCGCUGGAGCGGAGCCCGAGCGCGGACGCCGGUGCAGCGGCCUGCAGGGCCCCCCAGGUGGGCACAGGGGACAGCCGGCGGGGACCCCGUGCCCGAGGGGAGCGUCGGAGGCACACCAUCACCAAUGGCGUGGACUGCGGCCUGCUGCAGCAGAUGAAGGCACUGGAGCAGGAGAAGGAGGCGCUGCUGCAGGGCCUGGAGCUGAUGGCGCGGGGCCGGGACUGGCACCAGCAGCAGCUACAGCAGGUGCAGGAGCGCCAGCGCCGCCUGGGCCAGGGCAGAGCCGCCGCGGACUUCGGGGCUGCAGGGGGGCCCCGCCCCCUGGGGCAGCUGCUGCCCAAAGUGCAGGAGGUGGCCCGGUGCCUGGGGGAGCUGCUGGCUGCGGCCUGUACGGGCAGGGCUCCGCCCCCGUCCUCCCUGGGGCCGCAGUGCCCGGCCCUGGCGUCCUCCUCGCCCCCGGCCCCUGGCCGGCAGCAGCAAACCAUCCUCAUGCUGAAGGAGCAGAACCGGCUGCUCACGCAGGAGGUGACCGACAAGAGCGAGCGCAUCACGCAGUUGGAGCAGGAGAAGUCCGCGCUCAUCAAGCAGCUGUUUGAGGCCCGCGCGCUCAGCCAGCAGGACGCGGGGCCUCUGGACUCCACCUUCAUCUAGGGGCCAGGCCUGGACGCGGACUUGGUGCUGGCCUGGGGUGGGGCUGCCAUGCCCAGUCGGUGGACAGUGCGGUCCCCUCGCAGUACCGGCUACCAGGCAGCCCCACCCCCACGUUUACAAGGUCUGGUGCUCUCCCUCCCCUGACCCUGGGCUGCUGCGUCCCCGGAGAAAGGCCCUGGUCACUCCGGCUGCACUUUAGACAGUGGCCAGCAGAGGGCGCGGCGUGAGCGCUGCUCGUGCCCCUGGCGCCCUCUUGUGGCAGCCAGGGUGGGGUGGCCUCCGAGAGCUGGAGAGCCCGCCCGUGUCCCGCCGGGUCCAGGGCUACUUCCCUCAAUGGAAGGCGCUGGUGGGAGCAGAUGGAGAGCUAGGAGGGUGCUCUGCCUGUGCCCUCUGGGGUCCCAGGGGUGGGGUCUGGGUCCCUGCCUGGCAGAAGUGGAGAAGGAAUCAGCUCCACCUUUCGUCUCCCCUGACCAGGAUGCUGCCACAGGCUACCUGUGGUCACCACUGAAGGACCUCACCACCAGAGGGCCCUGGGCAGAGUCCCCCACGCCCGGCUGUGCACAGGGAGAGGGCAGGACACAGCUGGGCAGGGCCCCCCCCCCGUCACUCCUGCCCCGCUGCCCAUGGCCAGUCAAGGUCACCCCAGAGCUCCAUGGUAUGGGGACCAACCCUGGAGGCCACAGAGCCAGCUUCCCCCUCAGCCGCCGGGUGCCCAGGGUCGGGCCCAGAUCACACCCGCAGAUAGGCCAAGGGCAAGGUGUCCCUACACAGUGCCUGCGGCCAGGGCCCCCAGGACCACAGCCCCACGAGCGCCACCAGAUUGGCCUCUGCCCUGUGACCUGGUGCCCCCCCUUCUCAAAGACCUGUGCCCCGCUCAGGGCAGACCCCGGCUCUAACAGGUCAGGCCACGGCUGGGGGCUGUGCGUGCGCUGCUCACCUCCGCUCACCUGGGCAGGCACCCGCGGCUGCCCCUCCCACACAGAGCUGUGGGCUGAAACCUGGUCCCCGGGGGAGAAGCACACAGCCCCGCCCUGCUGGGGUGAGUCGGGGCUGUGGGGGGCGCCCUCCCCCUGCCCAGGUGCCUGGGUGUUGAAACAAAGUUGCCCUCUGAGACUCCGCUGCUGCGGUUGGAAGGGCCUGGCUGGGCGGAUCACCCUGCUUUAGGGGACCUGAGCCCCCGCCCCAGCUCUGUGCCGCCCGGCUCCAAGGAAGGCAGCGUCGGAGGUGUGGAAGAGCUCAGAGCCGCGGGCAGCGGGAGGGUUUGUGGGUGCGCACACAGGAUGUAUAGUAACCGCGUUUUAUACAGCUAAAGGAAUAAAGAGACUUGAAUGUGAACACGGAGUGGUCUUCACGGCCUCUCACCCCAACAAGAGCACAGCU
This is a messenger RNA of Lepus europaeus (European hare), 2538 nucleotides long. RefSeq names its product suppressor APC domain containing 2 (gene SAPCD2). The record is from RefSeq and is a predicted model, not a curated record. Lineage: Eukaryota; Metazoa; Chordata; Mammalia; Lagomorpha; Leporidae. The transcript has 6 exons. Bases 1 to 1158 code for a protein of 385 amino acids.